AUUGCUUUUGUCUUUCACUCACUUGCUUUUAAUCAGUAGCAAUUACACCAGCGCAACGCAAGAUAAAGAUAAAUGGUCUCUUUCAUCGUAUUCAGUUUGUUCUCCACAGUCUGUGCCAUAGGACACAGGUCGGUCUUUUUCUCCAAGGAGGGAGACACUGUGAUUAUGAGCUGCACUUUUCCCAACAUUAUAGAAGGAGACAUCAAUUACAAGAUCCAUUGGCUUAAGAGGUCACAGAACGACAGAACGGAGCUGCUGGAUGCCAAAAAAGAAUGUACAGCGCCGCACUGUAAAUACAAAAUUAACACAGUUAAUGAAACAACUGUAAAUUUAGUCAUUUAUAAUGCUCAGAGAAAUGAUUCUGGCGAAUAUUAUUGUUCAGAGAAUAUGGGUAGCUACCUCAAAUUUCCAGAUAAAGGAGUCGUCCUCGUCGUAGGAGAUGAUCCUAAGAUGAAAGGCAAAGUGUCUCUAUUUGUCUCACAGUACGGGUCAAGUGACCACGUGACUCUCAUUUGUCUGGUGACGGAGAUCUCCACACCCUACAUGUCCUUGAGGUGGUUUAUUAAUGGCAAUUUACAAAGUGUGCACACACCCGGCUCUGGGCUAGAAGUGCAGAGUGAAAAUGCAAGUAAGCUGAAGGUGAUGAGCAGCUUGGCUGUGUCUACUGAGGUGUGGCACACUGGCACCAUGUGUGCGUGUCAAGUGCAGCUCGCUUUAAACACAUCGAGGCAUAGCAGCAUCAACAGAAAAGGAUCUUGCUUUGGAAAGUUUGCUGUUUUUGCCGCAGUAGCACUCGGAAUUUUGUUACUCGUCUGGUUUGCAAGUUUCAUACUGACAGAUUGCAGAGAGAUGGCUGGAAACUGUGGACAAAGAAGGGAAGAAUUCUCCACUAGUGAUUCAAAGGAGAACCAUGAUACAGUCACCUAUGCAGAAGUGGAUUUUGGACCUCAUAGAAAAAAUGACAAAAAAGUCAACAAACAGGAGUAAUAUAUCAUAUAAAAGUGGGC
Messenger RNA from Erpetoichthys calabaricus (reedfish), 1007 nucleotides. Its product is annotated as M1-specific T cell receptor beta chain-like. NCBI's taxonomy places the organism in Eukaryota, Metazoa, Chordata, Cladistia, Polypteriformes, Polypteridae. Gene Ontology annotation, biological process: T cell costimulation; cell surface receptor signaling pathway; immune response. Bases 73 to 987 code for a protein of 304 amino acids. The record is from RefSeq and is a predicted model, not a curated record. The transcript has 6 exons. Gene Ontology annotation, cellular component: external side of plasma membrane.